This is a messenger RNA of Caenorhabditis bovis, 255 nucleotides long. The record is from the annotation of a GenBank genome assembly. Lineage: Eukaryota; Metazoa; Nematoda; Chromadorea; Rhabditida; Rhabditidae.
AUGGGACGAUUUAAUCGACCGGUCAACAACGGACCACGAGAGGUUCCGAUUAAUCAUGCGCACGCUCUUGGAAGCGGUCAGCCAAUGAAUGUGAACAACCAGUUUGGCGAGUUAGCCCAACAAGGCGCUAACGUUCUUGCCACUGGAGCUCACGCAUUUUACCGAGGAGCUGCUACAGUAGGACAAGCAUUCGGAAUUCCACAAGGGAGUUAUGAAGUCCCACUUCUAAACCAAGCCGCCUCCUUGUUUGGAUAA